AAACAUACGCAGUCUAAAAGGAAUCCCUGAUAAAAAAUAAAUAAACAAUCUUUCCAUCGUAUAUUUUUUUUAUUUAUUUUUCUUAAAUAAACUUAGCCUCGUGGAAAUACGAUAAAAUAACAAAGAAGUUUAUUCUCUUUCGUAUUUGACGUCAGAGACGGAAUUGUGGGUAAAUUGAUUGGCCUACUUUGUUAAGGUCACCAUUUGUUUACAAGGAAACUAAAUUGCUUCUGAAAAACGGUAAAGUGCAGUUUAUACGACACAAUCUCAACAGAUAUCCACGUAAAAGUCAAAACUUGAUGACUUUUCUAAACGUUUGUAUAAUCUAUUAGUGAAGAAAGUGUUUAUGAAGGUGUUGAUUCCUCUUUGUAAAAAUUGACAUUUUGUUUUCACACAGCUGAUUUACACUGAUUUUGCAAUUCCCUCCCAAAUGGGGAUCGAAAAGGAAUAUCGAGAUAUUGAAAUGAACCAGUGCUCAAGUGAAAAAUCUGUGCAAAACAUUUUAAUGCUCAUUAACUCUGGUAAAAUCAAAGUUCCGUGUCCACUGUGUUUUAAUUCUUUAAGACUUUUGUCACUUCCUAGUUCUUUGACUCAGUAAACAUAAUAAUUCAUUAGAAUUCAGUUAAGAAACAACUGUCAAGUUCCAGUAUAAGAUCAAGAGCGACCUUAAAGACAGGAUAAAGGAAUACUGAUAGUACAGCUGUGAGGUGAAGCUGAAACUCGAAGCAAGAGACGAAGAUGAAGUUUCUUGAAAAUGCAAAGUUUGAGGCGAUCAAUGCAGCGCUUUCAAUUGAAAUGGAAAACUACAGGACUGAGGGAAGACUGGAAAGUUAUUCAUGCAAGAUGGCUGGGAAUGACAAGCGUCUUUUCAAGACUUUGAUGCAGGAGUCACAUGACAAUAACCCAAGAGAUCUUCAAGUUCUGUCUCCUCCACAGAGCACCAUAUCACUCAGCCCGGCCAAGAGUUAUGGUCGGAGUAUGAGUGAUGGCGAGAGCUACUUGUGUGACACCAUCUCGACGAAGACACUAUUUUACCUCAUCUCCACACUCAACGCCUCGUUUAACCCAGACUAUGACUUCAGCAAUGCUAAAAGUGAUGAAUUUAGCAAGGAGCCCAGUGCUGAGUUUGUGUUGAACGCAGUUGAAAGCCAGCUUCAGACAGUAGCUAAUGAAGCCUUUAGUAAUCUUAAGCAGAAUCUGUGGACGGCCAUUGAUGAGGAGAUCAACCUACGGGAAUGCGAUGUAUACAGCUACAAUCCUGACCUGUCCUCCGACCCGUUUGGUGAAGAGGGAUGCACGUGGUCGUUCAACUAUUUCUUCUACAACAAGAAAAUGAAGCGGAUUGUUUUCUUCACUUGCAAGGCUACCAGUGGUCCGUAUGGAGAUUCUGGGAUUGGGACAGACAUUUCCAUGGAUGAAUCCAGUGACAUGAUGUUCGAGAAAUCGAGACGAUCGAUGUGGGAAUAUUAAACCAAGUAACAAGAUUUACAUUGAUAUGGAAUGAAUGUGUUGAAUGCCAAACUUGAUAGCUGCACCCAGACACUAGCCCAUAUUGAAGGAAGGAGCACUCAACAGUACCAUUGUGAAGGAGCACUCAACAGUUUCCAUAAACUUGAUUGGGCACAUUAUCACAUACACAUUUUGCAACUUACAGUAGCCAAGAUUCUGUUGUUAAAAUGAUUGUAUAGGCACAUUUGGCUACUUGUGAUAAAAUAAUAAGUUAAGUUGUUUGUUUUUUUAUUAAAUUUGUGAUUCAAAAACAUGUUUUGCAACAAAUUUUAAAUAGUAUGGAACUUCAUGUUAACACUGAUUUGUCAAAGUAACAAUUGGAUAGGGGUAAUCAAAGAAUCAUCUCAUCAUCAUCAUCAUCAUCAUCAUCAUCAUCAUCAUCAUCAUCAUCAUCAUCAUCAUCAUCUGUGUGAGAAAAGUAAUUACCGUACAAACUAGAGAAGUGAACUUGAGUAAUAGGCAUUUUUUGUAAUAAUGUAUAGCUAGUCACUGUGUACAAUUUUACUAUCCCAUUGCAGCCCCUUAUGUACAGCUAAGAUCCCUUACAAAUAAAAGGCAAGAUUGUUUGAAUGACUUAAAUAGUUUAUGAUUAUAUGUUUCACAUUUCUGCCAUUCACAUUUGUUUGAGUUUUAUGUUUUAUCUCAUCUUUUCUUCAAAGACAAAGUCUAGGUCCAUUGGCCAUGACUAGGUAUUGUAGUCUUGGGUGUUGCCAUUGGCCAUGACUAGGUAUUGUAGUCUUGGGUGUUGCCAUUGGCCAUGACUAGGUAUUGUAGUCUUGGGUGUUGCCAUUGGCCAUGACUAGGUAUUGUAGUCUUGGGUGUUGCCAUUGACCAUGACGAGGUAUUGUGGUCUUGGGUGUUGCCAUUGGCCAUGACUAGGUAUUGUAGUCUUGGGUGUUGCCAUUGGCCAUGACUAGGUAUUGUAGUCUUGGGUGUUGCCGAUGCCAUUGGCCAUGACUAGGUGUUGUAGUCUUGGGUGUUGCCAUUGGCCAUGACUAGGUAUUGUAGUCUUGGGUGUAGCCAUUGGCCAUGACUAGGUAUUGUAGUCUUGGGUGUUGCCAUUGGCCAUGACUAGGUAUUGUAGUUGUGGGUGUUGCCGUUAGCCAUGACUAGGUAUUGUAGUCUUGGGUGUUGCCAUUGGCCAUGACUAGGUAUUAUAGUCUUAGGUGUUGCCGUUAGCCAUGACUAGGUAUUGUAGUCUUAGGUGUUGCCGUUAGCCAUGACUAGGUAUUGUAGUCUUGGGUGUUGCCAUUGGCCAUGACUAGUAGGUAUUGUAGUUUUGGGUGUUGCCGUUGGCCAUGACUAGGUAUUGUAGUCUUAGGUGUUGCCAUUGGCCAUGACUAGGUAUUGUAGUCUUAGGUGUUGCCGUUAGCCAUGACUAGGUAUUGUAGUCUUGGGUGUUGCCAUUGGCCAUGACUCAAAAUCAGUUCAAGAUACUCAAAUGAAACUUAAUACACAGGUUGCCGGAGACAAUAUGCCCAUGUGUAGCAAGGUCCAUAACACUGCCUUUGAUUAUUGUCAAGUUAUGCCCUUGUUUUAGAAAACCCAAGAAGAGCGAUUCAGUUUGAAUUCAGUUUGAUCUUGAAAUCCAUUUGAUUUCUGGAUAUUAUCAUUACUUAAGUAAUAGAUUGUAAUGUGUUGACCAACUUAUUGAUUUGUAUUCACAUAAAAUAAUUAAUUGAAGAAAGAUUCCUGAAUGUUCCUCAUAUUGACUCUUGAUUUUACACUGUGAAUGAAUUUCUUCCCUUUCCUUGAUAGAAUACCGGCUGAUUCAGCCACCCCUAGUUAAUGUACAUUUAAGUUAUGUACAAUUUCCAAAUAGAUUUUUCCUAUAAGAACACAGUGUACAUUUUUAAAGAAGCAAUUUGUGUGAUAACUUUGUGCUCUAGUUUUUUGUUUUUAAUUGUUUUGGUUUAUAGAUGGUAGUAUAUAUAUAUAUAUAUAUAUAUAUAUAUAUAUAUACUGUGAAAUCAUUUAUAUUCGUUUGCAUGAAAUUUGUGGCUUGCCGAAAAAUUACAAUUUGGUGGGUACUUGAAUUCGUGGUUUUUCAUUUUUGAAAAAAAAAAUUGUUUCAACAUGUUUAGACACGUGCUUCUGUCAUUUGGUUCAUAAAACACAUUAAAACGAUUUGGUUAAUUAUUUGUUAAAGGCAGAUAUAAUAUAUUAACAAAACAAUGAUAUUACGAUAUAUAGUGAGACGGUUAUAUACGAUGUAUACUGCGGCCUCUGUAACGAAUAAACUAGAGUAUGUACAUAACAUGGCAAUUGAAAAAGUGAAUAAAGGGUCUAUAUUUCGUGGGAUCUUGAAUUCGUGGAUCACCUAACCCACGAAAACCUCGAACAUUAAUGCCCCAUGAACAUUAAUGAUUUCACAGUAUGAUUCAAUGUGCAAAAACCAGGUCACAGGUUUAAAAUGCGUGGAAUUGGGUACUUUGUUUUCAUGCUGAUGUUUUGUUAACAUGCUGAUUUUCUAAGUGUGACUGUGGUUUUGUUUUUACUGUUAAUAAAGGAAGUGACAGAGUGAUAGCAAAAUCAGCUUAUGAAAACUGUGUUUUUUAACAACAUGAUUUCUCACAUUAUUUCAUUUCAAUGGUGGCUUGGUUGUCUCAAAUUGUCCCAUAAAUAUAUAAAUUCACCUAAUAGUCAUGUACAUAUUAAAACACUAAAUAUUUCCACUUAUGGUAUGUUCGGCACAAACUGUAUGUUCACCACUUUUUCGGACUUGAGUAGUCAAGUUUUUUUUAGAAAUUAUUCCUAACUGAUAUUUAGUACACCACAUAUGCUUUUUUGAUGAAAUUAACUUUUACAUGUGCUGUCACAGGAAUUUAAUGGCUUGACAUGUUUAUACAAAGUAUUUCUAGUAUAAUUUUAUUCAUAGGAUGGUACAAUAGAUUUUUUAGACAGGAUUCAUUCCAAAAUGAUUAUUAGUAUGUUACUUAUUUAUUUUGUUUUAUAACAUGAACCGGUUUGUCUAAUACAAGGAUUUUGAAUGGAAUUAAUGUCAAAUACAAAUAUAAGACAUUAAGUUCACUCACUACCUGAAUGUUAGGUAUUGACACUAAUUUGCUGAACUGUCUUUAUGCUUUUAGAAUGUUGCAUAACAGCUACAUUGUAUUGAACACUAGUUACAGAAUCCUUUUCUGGAAAGUUCUGUUUGGAAUGUCCCCUCAAUAUAGAACAUUGUCACAUUCCCCUCAGUAUAGAACAUUGUCACAUUCUCCCCUCAGUAUAGAACGUAGUCACAUUCUACCUUCAGUAUAGAACAUUGUCACAUUCUCCCCUCAGUAUAGAGCGUUGUCACAUUCUCCCCUCAGUAUAGAACAUUGUCCUCAGUAUAGAACGUUGUCAUAUUUUCCCCUCAGUAUAGAACAUUGUCACAUUUUCCCCUCAGUAUAGAACAUUUUCACACUCUCCCCUCAGUAUAGAAUGUUGUCACACUCUCCCCUCAGUAAAGAACAUUGUCACAUUCUCCCCUCAAUAAAGAACAUUGUCACAUUCUCCUCUCAGUAUAGAAUGUUGUCACAUUCUCCCCUCAGUAUAGAACAUUGUCACAUUCUCCCCUCAAUAUAUGAAACCAAUGUUUCUGAUGCAGGAGCCAUUUUGAAUUUUAGACAUAGCGACAGUCAUUUGAUUUGAGAUGAUGUAACCAACAGAAAGGUUGAUAUGUUGAGAGUGCUCUAGUGCUAUAGGUGUCUGUCCUAGAGCUUGUGGGUGCGAUUCCCACCAGGGGUACUUUCUGAAGGCUCGUCAAAAUGGGUGCCUUGGUGCUGGUUUCUACCAAGGAAACAGACUCAAGAGUGAUCCUUUAAGCUAUCAACUAAAGUAACAAUCCAACUAAAAGAAAUUAGCAUAAACUAACUAAACAGUUAGAUAAACAUUUAACUUUUGAGCUAAAUAGUCGUUAAGACUUUGUUUCUUCACAGUGGCUAUAAAAGUGUGAUUUGUUAAUCUUGCUUUGUUACUUUAUAGCAAAGGGUGUAACAGAGCCAGUCAGAUAAUGAACUGUUGAGCAGUUUAGGAGUUUAACAGUGUAGAAGUCAAUAGUCUAACGUGCAUUGAAAUUUGAGUUUUGUAUGCCCUUAAGAGCUUAGAUAAUUUUUGUAGAAUCUCUUGAAAUGACAUGAUUUUUAUUGUGUCAUCUGUAUGGUACUGUCAACAUUGGACAUACUAUAGAUAAUACUGUGUUUCACUUAGCUGCUUAUCUUUAUGGCUACAACUGAUAAACAGUAGUAUUGGCCUUUUCUAUACCACUCACUAAAAUGUUGCAUCCCAAGCCUUUCAGGUGUUCGUAUUUUUUCAUUAGUAAAUAAGGUGUUUGGAAGUAAAUAAAAACCUCAAAACGUGGGUCAGGUUAGUCCAAACUGAAUAUUUCUUGAUUGUUGCUUAACUUGUACUUGGCUGCUAAAUAAUAAUUGGUACACAGUUGUGUAUUUUUGUUUGUCUCAUUGUUUAUGUCUCAUUGUAUAUGCCCAAUAUUGUGCGCAUACAUUGAGCAUAUUUUUUAUUGUUAUAUAGCAAUCCGUUAACUUAUCAUGUUUUUGGCUAAAUGAACAAGAUUAUUUUUCAUUCAGUCAUUUGUUUCUAUGAUAUGAUUACUGUAUGCAUUGUGAAUCUUGUUGUUAACUAGAAAAUCAAAAUUGCAUAUAACUUGAUGGUGAACUUACAUUGCUUAUGUAAAAUUUGUGUUUGUAUAUUUGUUACAUUGCUUAUGUAACAUUUGUCUUUGUAUAUUUUGUUACAUUGCUUUUGUAACAGUGUUUUUAUAUUUUGUAACAUUGCUUAUGUGACAUUUGUGUUUGUAUAUUUCUUUUCUUUAACAUGUAAUCAAACUAAAAAAAAUUUAUCUGAGUUAUAAUUUCACAAUAUUUUUUCUCUUUGGCAGAAAAAGUGGUUGACAUUUUUAUUGUUCUGAUUUUCCAAAUUUUUACAGAUGUUUUAUUGUUUGAUCAGGUAGGAACUUUAGUUGUCAUUUUUGUACAUUGACUUUCAUGUGAUCUCUUCAUGUAAAUAUAUUGAUAUGAAGGCAUUCUUCAUUGGACAUUUCUAAUGAUUUUGGGUUUCAUUAUUUUAUGUCAACAUGUUACACCAUAUGAAAUGGGUAAACAUGUAUGUAAGAUAUAAUCUUUUUUCUAGCGGCUCUAGGCUUUUUUUCUGCAUAUUCUCAAAAACAGACUUAUCAAGUAACAUAUUCUAACAAACAAAAUGCAUUAUGCAAGCUAAUAAAUACAUUUAAAAUGGUCUGAUACAUAUGAUGAUUUAAUCAAGUUUAUCAAAUUUAUUGAAUAAAGCAAUGCAAAGUAUUAUACAGGAGGGUGGCAAUUUUCAGAAUAAACUUGAACAAGUUGUUGUUGUUUAUUUCUUGGCCUUCACAUUUACUUUAUUAGUAAUAUAUAUAUAUAUAAUACAUCAUUGACGUGCAUCACACGAUUUUGGCCGAAUGUCUGAAGCCUCAGACUCAGUUAUUUAAACCAGAGAAUUACUAUCAGAAUUACUAUAAACAAAUAUCAAAAUCACCAAAAAAGCCCUAUGAUGCCACAUAUUAUCUGUUAAUUAAUGUCGGAAUUAUUUGCCACGAGUUCACAUUAGUUGCUGUAAAUAUUUUACUUGCUUUUACUCUGUUUUUUAAAUGAUUAGAGUAUAAAUACCGGUAUAUUGCUGCCCCUGAGCCGUCUAGGUCAUUCAUUUAUAUUUGAUAUAUAAAGAAUACCGAAUAUCAACAAUGGUAUAAUACAAUCACAAUUUUAAAUACCCUCGAGUAGUAGUGAUAUUUUUUUGAAACAUAUUAAAAAAAUGAGUAAUUAUAUCAUGCCAAAUGCCUUAUCUUACAAUAUUCUGUUGUACUCUUGUUGAUAAGAUGGCUUCUGGGUAUUGUAUAUUUUAGAUGAGUAUCUAGACACACUGUUCUUGUUGUUUUUAGCUCACCUGAGCACAAAGUGCUCAAGGUGAGCUUUUGUGAUCGGUCUAUGUCCGCUAUCUUUUGUGCUCAAGGUGAGCUUUUGUGAUCGGUCUAUGUCCAGCGUCUGUCGUCCGGCGUCAACAAUUGGUUAUAAUCAUCUUCUUCUCCUAAACCACUUGGACAAUUUUGAUGAAACUUCAUAGGAAUGAUCCUUGGUUGGUGCUUUUUCAAAAUUGUUCAAAGAAAAUAAUUCCAUGCAGAACUCUGGUUGCCAUGGCAACCUAAAGGAAAAUGUCAACACUAGGUUAUAAUCAUCUUCUUCUCCUAAACCGCUUGGACAAUUUUGAUGAAACUUCAUAGGAAUUAUCCUUGGUUGGUGCUUUUUAAAAUUGUUCAAAGAAAUUAAUUCCAUGCAGAACUCUGGUUGCCAUGGCAACCUAAAGGAAAAUGUCAACAAUUGGGUAUAAACAUCUUCUACUCUUAAACCCCUUGGACAAUUUUGAUGAAACUUCAUUGGAAUGAUCCUUGGUUGGUGCUUUUUCAAAAUUGUUCAAAGAAAUUAAUUCCAUGCAGAACUCUGGUUGCCAUGGCAACCUUAAGGAAAAUGUCAACAAUUGGGUAUAAACAUCUUCUACUCCUAAACCCCUUGGACAAUUUUGAUGAAACUUCAUUGGAAUGAUCCUUGGUUGGUGCUUUUUCAAAAUUGUUCAAAGAAAUUAAUUCCAUGCAGAACUCUGGUUGCCAUGGCAACCUUAAGGAAAAUGUCAACACUAGGUUAUAAUCAUCUUCUCCUAAACCGCUUGGACAAUUUUGAUGAAGCUUCAUAGGAAUGAUCCUUUGUUGGUGCUUUUUCAAAAUUGUUCAAAGAAAUUAAUUCCAUGCAGAACUCUGGUUGCCAUGGCAACCUGAAGGAAAAAUUGCAAAACUUUUUUGGCAAAUACUAUGAAGCCUAGUGCUUUAAUAUUUGGUGUGUAACAUUGUCGAUUGGUUAUCUACCAUUUUUAUUCAAAUUAUGCCCCUGGAGAAAAAUUGGCCUCAGACCGUGGGCUACAAGUUCAUUAUAAAUACACUUUGUCAAAUUCUAAUAGUUAUGUAAAGUUUUUUCUUGAAGCAAGGGUAGCAAGUCUUGCUAUAUGGUCUCCCUUUUUGUUGGAGAUUCCACUACUUUCGAUUUUUAGUAACAAGGGAAUAUAUUUUAAAUUUUAUGAAGUCUUUAACAUAGUCACUUCUGAAGUAAUUAUUGUUCUUUUUUUAGAUUCAUAGAUUCAAAUAAUUAUUAUACACUUUAUUUUUUAGAAGAAAUUUCAUUUUUACUUAAUAAUAAAUUUAAUAAUCAGACUUGAACUUCAUGUAGAUUAUUGUUCAUGCAGAUGCUAUAAUCUUAUCUUCUGUGUGGAUAGUGUUUUUCACUUAUAACUUAUAUAAAGAAAAAUACUGUUAUUAACAUUAGAAGGAAUGUGAUGUUGUCCUAGACGGGUCAAGGUGAUAAUAUUAGUUGACGGAGUUGAAUGUGAUCUGAUACUUGAUUUUUAGAGCUUAAGGCAGUUUAUUGAUGGGUUGUGCACUGUUUGUUAUUUGUGUAUCUAUACUAAAAGUUCUUUCAGUGUGCAAGCAAUUUAACAUAGUUUUGUCAGUGUGCAGGCAAUUGAAAAAAGUCCUGUCAGUGUGCAGGCAACUGAAAAAAGUCCGGUGAGUGCAGGUAUCUAUACCAAGUGCUGUCAGUGUGCAGUCAAUUAUCGAGUCCUGUCAGUGUGGUGCGCAGGGAACUGAACAAAGUCCUGUCAGGUUGCAGGUGAGAAUCAUAUUCUGUCAGUGUGCCGUCAAGCAUCAAGUCUUGUCAGUGUGCAGGCAACUGAACAAAAUCCUGUCGGUGUGCAGGAAACUGUGACAAGUCCUGUCAGUGUGCAGGCAACUGUGACAAGUCCCGUCAGUGAUUAUCCAGGCAACAUGUUUGACGAGUAUGUUUUUAUGACCCCGAAGGUGGGCAUAUUAAAAUUGCACCUUCCGUCCGUCUGUCCUGUGUCUGGCUCAAUAACUCGUGUCCGUGCUGUAACUUUCUCUUGUAUGGACAGAUAUUAAUAUAACUUGUCACAUGUGUUCAACAUACCAAGACGACGUGCCGUGUGCAAGACCCGUGUCCUUACCUCUAAGGUCAAGGUCACACUUAGUGUUUAUUGACAAUGGAAUGCUGCAUAUAAGUACAUAAAGUAUAUGUUAUCAUGUCCGAGCUGUAACUUUCUCUUGUAUAGACAGAUUUUAAAUUGACUUGCCAUGUGUGUUUGACAUACUAAGACGACGUGUUGCGUUUAAGACCUGUGUCCCUCCCACUAAGGUUAAGGUCACACUUAUGUGUUUAUUCACAAUGGAAUGCUGCAUAUAAGGACAUAGAGUAUAGGUUGUCGUGUCCGGGCUGUAGCUUUCUCUUGUAUGGAAAUAAUGUAAAAUGACUUGCCACAUGUGUUUGACAUAUCAAUACGACUUGUAGCGUGCAAGAUUUGUGUCCCUACCUCUAAGGUCAAGGUCACACUAAGUGUUAUUCACAAUGGAAUGCUGCAUAUAUAAGGACAAAGAGUAUAGGUUGUCGUGUUCGGGAUAUAAAUUUCUCUUGUAUGGACAGAUUUUAAAAUAACUUGCCACAUGUGUUCCACAUACCAAGACGACAUGUCGCCUGCAAGACCUGUGUCCCUACUUUUAAGGUCAAGGUCACAAUUAUUGUUUAUUUACAAUGGAAUGCUGCAUAUAAGUACAUAGAGUAUAGGCUUUCGUGUCCGGGCCGGGACUUUCUCCUGUAUGGACAGAUUUUAAAAUGACUUGCCAUAUGUUUUCGACAUACCAAGACGACGUGUCGUGUGCAAGACCCAUGUCCCUACCUUUAAGGUGAAAGAUACACUUAAGUGUUUAUUCACAAUGGAAUGCUGAAUAUGAGGACAUAAGAGUGUUGGCUGUCAAGUAUGGUUGGUAUUUUUUCUAUGCUCAGAGGCAAUUUAAAAUAACUUGCCAUAUGUAUUUGACACAUAAAGGCAAGAUCAACUUUUUAUGUACUUGUUCAUAGGUCAAUGUCACAUUCGGGGGCCUUUGUCACAUACUGUGACAGCUCUUGUUCAAUAUUUUUUGAGAAACAAGCUAUAUUGAUAACAAAGGUUAAACUUGUUUACUCAGGUGAGCGAUUUAGGGCCAUCAUGGCCCUCUUGUUUUUAAUACUGUUAGUUUUCUCUUAAGUUUUACUGUGUACUGUAUAGACCCUCAAAAAUGAACAUGUAUACUGAUAGAAAUGAUGUGUGUAAAUUUUGUAUAAAAUAAAAUUGUUUUACCUUUA
Mya arenaria is the source of this 10721-nucleotide messenger RNA. Its product is annotated as repressor of RNA polymerase III transcription MAF1 homolog. Gene Ontology annotation, molecular function: RNA polymerase III core binding. The coding region runs from base 739 to 1470 and encodes 243 amino acids. The transcript has 7 exons. Gene Ontology annotation, cellular component: nucleus. Gene Ontology annotation, biological process: negative regulation of transcription by RNA polymerase III. NCBI's taxonomy places the organism in Eukaryota, Metazoa, Mollusca, Bivalvia, Myida, Myidae. The record is from RefSeq and is a predicted model, not a curated record.